Drosophila subobscura is the source of this 1520-nucleotide messenger RNA. Its product is annotated as general transcription factor IIH subunit 3-like. Gene Ontology annotation, biological process: nucleotide-excision repair; regulation of DNA-templated transcription. The coding region runs from base 92 to 1309 and encodes 405 amino acids. The record is from RefSeq and is a predicted model, not a curated record. Lineage: Eukaryota; Metazoa; Arthropoda; Insecta; Diptera; Drosophilidae. Gene Ontology annotation, cellular component: transcription factor TFIIH holo complex; transcription factor TFIIH core complex. The transcript has 6 exons.
ACGGUGUCAGUGUGUAGAGAGAUAUUCAAUAUUCAAUAGAUUUUGUGAGAGCGCAAGCAGAAACGAAAAAAUUGGGAAAUAUUGCUAGAAAAUGGAAGCAGAACUUCCAAGUUGCUCCAAUGUUUCCACCACGCAAAUGGCGAGUUCAAAAACUGAAGCAGAAAAGAAGGGCAAUGAGGCGGCGCAUGUCGUUGAAAUUCCCACUGAUUCCAUGGGCGAUAAUCGGCGCUUCCUUAAAGUGCAUAAAACGAAGCUGGAUACCGAAGAUGUGCAAAUUUUGGUGCUUAUUUUGGACAUCGAUUUCGGGCAGGGCUACAUACAGCCGGGGAAAGUAGAAAUGGUCUUCAAUAUGUUGGAUGCUGCCAUGGUGCUGGCCAAUGGCCAUCUGCUGGAGCGUCCACGCAACGAAGUGGGGGUCAUUGCGUGCUCCCGGAACAUUGUCAUGCUGGCACAUUCGAUUGAUGUACCAUUGACCUCCUACGACUACCAACUGGACACGAUCAUGACCAUGGAGUACGAAGUGUUGAAGAAGGUCAAGGCGGAGUUGUUUCGCGAUUUUUCCAAUAUCGACGCCGAUCAGGUGAUUGUGGACAACAAGAAGCCCUCGCUGCUAGCCGAGGCCCUGGAACUGGCUCUUUGCUACAUUCAGAAGCGUCGUCGCCAGAUACCGGACAUAUAUCCACGACGUCGCGUCCAGGCACAGAUUGUCAUUGUCACUGGCUCCGUUCUGCAAAAGGAGGUGCACAAGCGCUACGACAACCUCAUCCAGGAGGCGCUGGAGACCAAUGUGACCAUCAAUGUGUGUGGCAUCAAGGUGCCCAAGCAGCAGCCACUGCAACGUGCCACCGAGGUCACCGAUGGCCUCUACCUCUGCAUCGACGAUACAUUCAGUCUGGUGGGAAGCCUGGUCGACCAUUACCUGUAUCCCACGUUCCUGGUCAAGGCGGUCAAGCCACACAUUACGACGCCCGCCCGCUGUGCCUGUCACGGCUUUGCCAAUAAGAUUGGCUUCGUCUGCUCCAAGUGCAAGUUGGUGCUCUGCAAAUACUCACCCUACUGCGACGACUGUCUCGAGACCCAAGAACCCUUGAACGAAGGCGCUAUCAUUUGCAAGAACUUCAAUCCGAAUGGCAUUGUUUUUCCGAUCAAAAAGAAACCCAAGCAUGUCCAUAUCGUGGAAUCGCACAUUGCUCGACACAUCCAAUCGAAUGACUCGGAGUUACGCAACGCACGUCGCAUCCACUCGAUUGUGCGCAUCGCCCAUGCCUCAGGUCUCGACCUCAAUCUGGGCUCGUGUGGAUUCUUCUGAGAGUCCACAGACUGUACACACACAACACACCUACCUGUACACCUACUACACCUUUACACUUCAGCUACACUACAGUCACGCUGUUAGGUUAAUGUUAAGCCACAGUUACACCACUGUUACACAUCUGUUACACCACUGUACGUGGGAUCUUGUGAUAAACACCUACAAAUUCAUACAAAUUGAGCGCUCAAAAGGUGUCAUCCGUAGCAUU